Molecule: messenger RNA, 776 nt
Organism: Mobula hypostoma (lesser devil ray)
Lineage: Eukaryota; Metazoa; Chordata; Chondrichthyes; Myliobatiformes; Myliobatidae
Product: cytochrome c oxidase assembly factor 1 homolog
Exons: 7
Coding region: 279-689 (136 amino acids)
Biological process (GO): mitochondrial respiratory chain complex IV assembly; mitochondrial respiratory chain complex I assembly
Cellular component (GO): mitochondrial inner membrane
Source: RefSeq, a predicted model, not a curated record
UAUUUUGACAACAUGGCGGCCCCCACGGUUUGAAAUCGCGGGGAACAGGGGUGGCAAAAGAAUAAAGAGGAGUUUAUGGCCUGGUGAUAAAGACGAGGUUAUGAAGAAAAGGGACUGAUAGAAUUGCUUUACAGGAAGCCGGCAUCAAUCCAUUGAGCUGAACUACUGUUUCCUGUGCCAUAUUAAGUCUUCUGUGGACUUGCCCAAGUAUCUGCUCUUCAUUUUCUUAUUCUGCAUUUCUACCCGCAAUCACCAAAUAGGGUCUGAAGUUUUUCACGAUGCCGGUUUCAACAUAUGCUUUACAACAGAUGGCAAUAUAUUUAGGAAUAGUUUCUGGAGGAGGAUGUGCAGUGAUGUAUUAUCUUAUGCAACAAAAUUUUGCCAAGUCAGAAUACUACAAGUUGGCAAUUGAGGAGCUCAAGAAAAGUGACGUAGCACUGGAUGCCUUGGGAGCCCCUCCUCUCCAGAUCCGAAAUAUCAAACUCACCGACAGAAAUAAUCGGGUGGAUGGAAUAAGUGCAAGGAUUAAAAUUCCAGUAAGUGGAAACAAAUCAGCUGGUUAUCUCCACACCUAUUGUAUCAGAGACACAGUAGAAAAAAGAUGGUUUUUGCAAGAAGCCACUUUACAGUUGUUAGAUGGUCAACAGCUUUCAGUUUACAGCGUGAACAAGGAUGAAGACCAAAGUUAAUGCAUGUGUGAUGGCUUUUAAAGUUGUCGUCAAUAUAUUUAUCCUGGAAGUAUCUGGAUGUGUUUAAUAAAUCUAUACAAAUCAAAA